Molecule: messenger RNA, 515 nt
Organism: Punctularia strigosozonata HHB-11173 SS5
Lineage: Eukaryota; Fungi; Basidiomycota; Agaricomycetes; Corticiales; Punctulariaceae
Product: acyl carrier protein
Exons: 5
Coding region: 34-429 (131 amino acids)
Biological process (GO): fatty acid biosynthetic process
Cellular component (GO): mitochondrion
Molecular function (GO): acyl binding; acyl carrier activity
Source: RefSeq, a predicted model, not a curated record
GUUCUCUUCCUCUACGAGUCUACCACCGAGGCCAUGUCAUUCCUCCGACUUGCUAUUCGUACCCCCGCACGCCCUCGUUUGGCUUUUGCUAUUGCCUCGGCGCCGCGUAUUCAAAGCCGUGUUCCUCCUCGCGCUCACUUCGCCGCCGCAGCGGGCCUCUCAAAGGAUGAAAUUCAAACGCGAGUGCUCGACGUUCUGAAGGGUAUCGAGAAAGUGGACCCCGCGAAGUUGACCGCUUCUUCGUCAUUUGCCAACGACCUCGGCCUCGACAGUCUCGAUGCGGUUGAGGUGGUAAUGGCAGUGGAAGAGGCAUGUUACUCCAGCCCAUUCCUCGAGUUCUCCAUCGAGAUUCCCGACGAGGAGGCCGACGAAAUUCUAACUGUUCAGCAAGCUAUUGAUUACGUCGCGAAGACGCCAGAAGCUCAUUAGCGUAGGCCAUAACGUAUAUUUCUUGGCGCUACAUCACAUAAUUAUCAUGCCUGAUCUCGAAUGGCUUUUCAUUCAUGCAAUAACCC